Molecule: messenger RNA, 1147 nt
Organism: Trachemys scripta elegans
Lineage: Eukaryota; Metazoa; Chordata; Testudines; Emydidae
Product: olfactory receptor 14A16-like
Exons: 1
Coding region: 22-978 (318 amino acids)
Biological process (GO): G protein-coupled receptor signaling pathway
Cellular component (GO): membrane
Molecular function (GO): olfactory receptor activity; G protein-coupled receptor activity
Source: RefSeq, a predicted model, not a curated record
CACAACAUACUGAGGAAGAAAAUGUCCAAUCAAACCACUGUGACCGAGUUCCUUCUCCUGGGAUUCUCUGAUGUUCGGGAGCUGCAGAUUUUACACUUUGUGGUGUUCCUGAUGAUUUACCUGGUGGCCCUGAUGGGGAAUCUUCUCAUCAUCACAGCCAUAGCCCUCGACCACCAUCUUCACACCCCCAUGUACUUCUUCCUGGUGAACCUGUCCAUCCUAGACCUCGGCUCCAUCUCUGUCACCAUCCCCAAAUCCAUGGCCAAUUCCCUCAUGAACACCAGGUCGAUUUCUUAUUCUGGAUGCUUCACACAAGUCUUUCUCUUUAUCAUCUUUAUUUCAGCAGAUUUUGCAUUAUUGACUGUCAUGGCAUACGACCGACACAUCGCCAUCUGCCGACCACUGCACUAUGAGACAGUGAUGAACAGGAGAUCAUGUGUCCAAAUGGCAGCAGGUGUGUGGAUCAGUGGCAUUCUUUACUCUGCCCUGCACACUGGGAGCACAUUAGUGAUAUCUUUCUGUGGAGGCAACGUGAUGGAUCAGUUCUUCUGUGAAAUCCCCCAGCUCCUCAAGCUCGCCUGCUUUGACUCAGACUUCAAUGAAACUGUGGCUAUUGUCUUCAGUGCAUGCUUAGCCUUAAGCUGCUUUGUUUUCAUAAUUGUGUCAUAUGUUCAGAUUUUCAAAGCAGUGCUGAGAAUCCCCUCUGCGCAGGGCCGGCGUAAAGCCUUCUCCACCUGCCUUCCUCACCUUACUGUGGUCUCCUUGUUUAUUUGCACUGGGACUGUUGCCUACCUGAAACCGGCCUCCAGCUCAGCAUCAGGUCUGGAUCUCAUGGUGGGUGUUCUCUAUUCCGUGGUGCCUCCAAUGAUGAAUCCGAUCAUCUACAGCAUGAGAAACAGGGAGGUGAAAGGUUCAUUGAGUAAACUGAUAGGUUGGAGGUUAUUCAGCAAGAAUAAAAUGUUCAUAUUUCUCUAUUGAUAGCAAUUUCAUUCUGAAUUUCCUUAUAAAUAUAAUCAGCUGACGACAUUAUUGCCUCCGUGUGAACAUGCAACAUCUUUAUGCAGAAUUGGGUAUUUGCACCUGUAAAAAUCCAGACAAACAUAACUCAAGAAUAAUAAGACUUACUUUAGGUUUACACCAAUGUAAA